GUUAUAUGUCUUUUAUUUUUCUAUUGUAAAAAGAUUCGCGCGCUGUGUUCUCAAACGGAUUUUUUAAUGAACAAUUUUUAUGGAAAAAUUAAGCUUUUUAAUACGGUAAUUAAAAUCAAGGACAAGGCAGAGUAUAGUGCAUAUGAGAAUAUAAAAGUUCUGCAUGAAUAAUUGCAAAAUUUAUGUUUUUUUUUGGUGGCAAUUAUAAGAAGUCUGGCGUUGGUUGGUUUGUUUGCUCACAACGGAGAGGAUUGUGUGUGCGUGCGUGUGUGUGUGUUUAAGUGAGUGUGCGUGUUUGGUUGCGAAAAAGAAAAACAGAAAUGAAAAAAAUGCCACCGCAAAAGAAACGUGAAAAGGAAGCCAAAGAUUCCAAUGAUUCCAAUUCCAUGGCAAAUCAUAAUAAUAAUUUGGACAGUCAGGCAAAUAACAAUCACCAGCAGCAACAACAGCCAAAUAUGUUAAAUGGAAAUGGUGCACUUGCGACGCCAACGUCGACCGAACAAAUCAAACUGAAUGGUCAGCAACAGGAGCAGGAACUCUUUUUGCAGGCCUUUGAAAAACCCACACAAAUAUAUCGUUUUCUGCGUAUUCGCCAUGGCACCAGUCCCUUAUUUCUCCAACGUACCCUCAGCUACAUGAAGGAACGCAUGUCGCGCAAUCACAAGAAACGCAACAAUUUUAAAGUCAACAAUAUGUUGGAUACCAUCACGCAAAAGGGUCAGACAUUGACCAAUAACUUUUUGAAUAUCAUCUAUUUUGGUUUAUUUGAAAAGAAUGCCAGUGUUGAGCAUAGCUGGCAGCAAGGCGAUGUGGUAACAGUGGAGGCGACCUUAUAUAAAAUAACCAAAAGUAAACGAAAGGAUAGCACAUCGGAUUUCCAGGAAGUAUUGUCCUAUUCAUCCACUGUGGUUUAUAAUCCCCAUGAUAAUUUGGAUCAAAUGACCGCCAUAUCCAUACCGGCUCAAUCCAUACAAUCGCUGGGGGAUCAACAUACCAUUUAUAAGCUGUUGUUUCGCAUUAAAGUUGCACCCAGCAGCAAUGAAAAUACUGUAAAUGGCAAUAAUGAAACGCCCACCAAACGUCCCAAAAUGUCAACCAAACUUUAUGGCUGUGAAGUUAUUGUCUAUGAGAAGAACAUAGGCUGUAUACCCGAGGGCGACUAUGAUGCUGCAUUGCAGGAACUCAACUCAUCAAUAAUCAAAUCAUUUUCACCAAAGAAACGUAGUUGGGAAACUUUGCCCGAUAAUUACAUUCCAAUAUCGAUGAAAUUUGAUGUAUUUGCCCAAUAUCCAACCUUGAAGUUUCGCCUGACAUGGUCGGCAAAUGAGCUGCCGAAGGAGAUUUUGUCAAGUGAUAUGGAGAAAUAUGGCAGUUUUUCGGAAAUUCUUCACGAGGAAGAUAACAUUGCGGCAACAGAACAAAUCCAGCAUAAUAACAAUAACAAUAAUAAUAAUUGUCCUAAGGGCUCAUCUACUAACAGAAAAACUGGUUCUAGAUUAGCCGGUGGUUCAUCAUUGGUGUCGUCAAGUAAAAAACCCCUGGCUAAAACGGAAAAAAUCCAAAUUAUUUACAACUUUCUGUACAGCAACAAUACACGACAACAAACCGAAUAUACCCAAGAGGUGAUUUGUCCAUGGUGUGGCCUGGAUUGUAUGCGACUAUAUUCGUUGCUGAAACACUUGAAGCUAUGCCAUGCCAGAUUUAAUUUUACCUAUCAACCGGCCGCUGGUAAUGGGGCACGCAUUGAUGUUACCAUCAAUGAUUCAUACGAUGGCUCAUAUGCCGGCUCCCCCUAUGAUUUGGCGGGGCCUUCUGGUUGCUCCUUUGCCCGGACAUGUGGCCCAGUUCGGCGUACCUCGGUCACGAAUCUGUUGGUCUGUCGCCCGCGACGUCAAAAAACUUGUUUGGAUGAAUUUUUGGAACUGGAUGAAGAUGAUUUGUCCAAUCAAAGGCCCUAUGUAACAGGUCAUAACAGACUCUAUCAUCACACCGAAACCUGCCUGCCUGUACAUCCCAAAGAACUUGACAUCGAUUCGGAGGGUGAAAGUGAUCCCUUGUGGCUACGCCAGAAGACCAUACAGAUGAUUGACGAGUUCACCGAUGUCAAUGAGGGCGAAAAGGAGCUCAUGAAGCUCUGGAAUUUACAUGUUAUGAAACAUGGCUUUGUUGGCGACUGCCAGCUACCGAUUGCCUGUGAAAUGUUCAUUGAAAGCAAUGGUUAUGAAAUCAUACGCAAGAAUAUUUAUCGCAACUUUAUUUUACACAUGAGUUCUCUCUACGACUAUGGCCUGAUCUCGCCGGAAACCUUCUAUAAGAUUGUGCAAAAACUUCAAGGUAUCCUUAGUAGAUAUCCCGAAGGCCAGGUCUUAAUGUCCCGCCAACGUGAACAACAAUUAAAAUAUUGGCUAGAAGUUGGUAUACAUAAGCAGGAGGAACAAAAACUAAAAUCUCCCCAAAAGCCGGUCACUGCAUCAACGGCGGCAAAUAAGGCUGUGCAAAAUAAACUCGAAACCCCGGGUAGUAACAAGAAAUCAAUGCAACCGCCAGCCAAGCGUUCGGGCGCUGGUAGUGCACUCAAACGAUCCAGUAUACACUCGGCCGUAAAUGGCGGCAGUGAGGGCAAUAAUGUUGUUGCAACAGUCGUAAACGGCGAAAAGCUAAGCAAUGGCAAAGGUGUUGCCAAGAAGUCGGCAGCACAUGAUGAUGAUAGUAAUGAGAAAUCGAAUGGAUUGCGUCGUCUUUCAAAUGGCAUGGAUAAAAAGACAAUAACGGAUAAUAAAUCUGCAGUGUCGUCAUCAUCAUCAUCAUCGUCCUCGGCAAAUAGCAGGGAGUCGGAUAAAACACAAAAUACCAAAAGAAGGCUAUCAAUGAGAGAUGUGCCACAACCUGCCACAAAACGCCAACGUAGCGACAGCAGCAACAACUUAACAAACAAUAGCACUGCCAAUGCAAAUACCUCCAACAAUCCAAACAAUAGCAGUAACAAUGCACGCAAGGACUCAACAUCUUCUGCCUCCAACAACUCGGCAAGCAAUGCUUCUGCUGCUACUGGUCCAUCGAAACGUUUAACUACUCGACGUCAAUCUCUAGCCGGUCUUCCAUCGGAAAGCAGCAAUAAAGCCCAGGAAAAAACUACAACAAAUGGUAAAAAUGCAUCAUCAUCAACUCACAGCCUGCGCACCCGUCUUUCAGUGCCUCUAAAUAAUAAAUCGGAAAAACGUUGAUACAUAUCCUUAUUUUCUGUGUAAUGUCAGGCAACCAAAGGUGAUUUUUUGUCUAUAUAUUUUUGAUACACAGAGAGAGAGAGUGAGGGUGAGAUGAUUUUGACCAAACGAAAGCAGAAUGGGGAAAAAAGGGAUCUCUCAAACAUUUACUUUUGUAAAUUGCUCUUGCAUUUUUUACCUUUUCCCCCUCGCUCUCUCUCUCUAUCAGUCUCAUUAUGAACAAAUAAUUUUGUUUAUUCUUUUAGGUGUUUGGUUAAGUUUAUGUUUUUCUCCACUUCCAGUUAUGGUGACAUUUUUUGGGUUACACAGACGCAUGGUUUCGCGCGUUUUUAUUUAAUAUCUCUCAUGUUCUCAGCUAUUAAUCUCUCUUAAACUGGACAUAUGCAAAUAUGUACAUUGCUAGAUAAAUUAAAGCCAACUUGCCACACAUGAAAUUUUGUAUGCUACACGGCAACACAUUGAAUUAAAAAUUAUGGAAUUCCAUGUUAUGUUACAUGGCCAUACAUUAAUUAUUAUCUUCUUAAUGGUCAUUUACUGUAUUAUAUAUGUAAUCUGAUGACCAUACACAGUGACAAUUUCGUGGCAAAUAAAAUCUUUUUUAUCAAAAGAGAGAGAGGGAGGGAAGGGAGUAAACCAGGGAUUGUUUUAUAAAUUUUUUAAAUUUCUCACACAUAUUUACCCUAAAUUUCUCAUCUAAGACCUAACGAUUUCCUUAAUACAACACCAAAGCUUUCCAGCAUGGUUCCCUUGUUUUUGUCUUACAAACUCCUAAGAAUAUUUAAAGUAGCCCAAUGGCUGGUGGCCACAUCUUGAAUAUGAUGUAUUACCUUAACUAUUUUCCGUCUCCCUUAUAUUGUUUAUACUAUGGUAGAAGAAUACAGGUAGAUGCAUCAAAGCUUGGGUACAUUGAUAUGUCAACAAUUUUAAAAUGUUUUCUUUUUUCAAAAAUAAGAAGAUUUUUAUAAGUUUUCGUAUACGACAACAAUCGGAGGUUGUUUAAAUAGGCAUUUUUCAACAAUUUUAACAAAUUUAAAUAAAUUUUCAUUCAAAAUUUUCAAUUCGACAGUUCAUUGUUCCAGCAGCUGUGUCGAUACGACUACCUAUAUUCUUCUACCAUGGUUUAUACAUAGGAAAAAUGUUUUCCCGGUUCACAGUUACAUGUCACUGGUAAUCUCCGAGAGCAAGAGAGAUAGAUUAAGAAAUUGUAUCUUUUAAUGUAACCAAAUUAAACACAUUAUGUUGCUAUUUUCAAGACAGGGUUGCCACAACUUGUUAUUUUACAUUAAGCUAUUGUUUUUUUUUAAUUACUAGAAGGUCAAAAGUGUAUAGCUACAAAACAGGGCCAAGUUUUGGUUGUUUUCCAAAGUACACACCAACACACAGAUUGUAUAGUAUUUCUUAUAUUCUAAUUUUUGCAAAAAAAAAAAAAUAAAAAAUCACUAAAACCAUGAUUUUUACAUAUAUCAUCAUCAACUCCGAUCAUCCUUAAAGAAAAUCCUGUUAUGUUUAAAAAAUUGAUUGAUUUUUUUUUAUUUUAAUGUAUCAACAAGUUUUUUUUUAUUAUUUCAAAUAUUUGGUAAUGAACCAAGCUAUUGUUCUUUUUAAAUUCUUUUUCUAAAACAAUUGUUUAAUAUUUUUACAAAAUAUAACAAAAAAAAAAAAACGAAUCAUUACUUCUCCUUAUUUGUAUACAAACCAAUAUUAGUCUACAAAUUUAAAUAUAUUUUGUAAAUUUAAGUAAAUAAAAAAACAUUUAAAUAUUUUUUUAUAAAAUUCAAAUGGAAAUUACCAAACAGAAAGAACAAACCUCAAAAAAAAUUAAAUUAGAACACAUAUGAAUAAACCGAAACAGAAAAAAAUACAACAAAAUAACAUAAAUUAGUAAUACUUAAUUUUAGUUAAUUAUUAAUAUAUUGGAGGACUUAAAGUACAGAUAACAUAAAAUAUAUUGGAAUAUUUUUAUUCAUAAACAUUUUUGAUUUUGAAA
Musca domestica (house fly) is the source of this 5211-nucleotide messenger RNA. RefSeq names its product polycomb protein Su(z)12 (gene Su(z)12). Gene Ontology annotation, cellular component: nucleus; ESC/E(Z) complex. The record is from RefSeq and is a predicted model, not a curated record. The transcript is spliced from 6 exons. NCBI's taxonomy places the organism in Eukaryota, Metazoa, Arthropoda, Insecta, Diptera, Muscidae. Gene Ontology annotation, molecular function: chromatin DNA binding. The coding region runs from base 321 to 3224 and encodes 967 amino acids.